Molecule: messenger RNA, 1931 nt
Organism: Ziziphus jujuba (common jujube)
Lineage: Eukaryota; Viridiplantae; Streptophyta; Magnoliopsida; Rosales; Rhamnaceae
Product: mitochondrial phosphate carrier protein 1, mitochondrial
Exons: 6
Coding region: 259-1251 (330 amino acids)
Biological process (GO): mitochondrial phosphate ion transmembrane transport
Cellular component (GO): mitochondrial inner membrane
Molecular function (GO): phosphate transmembrane transporter activity
Source: RefSeq, a predicted model, not a curated record
AAGCCAUAUAUUUGGAACCUUAAACGUGGGUUCAUAGCCAACAAGAGAAGUCAGGCAUCCAACUUGGUUCAAACCCUCAUUGACACGUAAACGGCAACCGAAAAAAGAAGAAAAAUGUUCCUCACACUAUAUUCUCAACUGGGUUUCUCUGUUCAGUACCUAAAAGAAAUUGGGUUUUUCUUGGUUUUAUACUCUUAUAACCGCCAAUGAAACCUGGCUCGGUUUCAGGAAGUUUUCAUUGACAUAGAGCUCAGAGAAAUGAUGGGGUUUCUGAAUAUGGCAUUAGAGAGAGCGAGUGCUGGGAAAGAGAAAGAGGAAAGAAAGAUGAGAGGGGUUGAAGGAAGGUUUUGUGAGGAGUUUUCACCUGCGUAUUACGGACUCUGUACUGCUGGAGGAAUGUUGAGUGCCGGCACAACCCAUCUCGCAAUCACGCCUCUUGAUGUCUUGAAAGUCAAUAUGCAGGUGAAUCCAGUCAAGUAUAACAGGAUUGCCUCUGGGUUUUCCACUCUUUGGAGAGAACAGGGCCCUUCUUCCCUGUGGAGAGGUUGGUCGGGAAAGCUUUUUGGAUAUGGUGUUCAGGGCGGCUGCAAAUUUGGUCUCUAUGAAUACUUCAAGAAGCUCUACUCUGAUAUCUUGAAAGACCAUAACAAGAGUUUCGUAUUCUUUCUCAGCAGUGCAUCUGCUCAGGUAUUUGCUGAUGUGGCUCUCUGUCCUUUUGAAGCUGUCAAAGUCCGUGUCCAAACACAGCCCAAGUUUGCAAAGGGCUUGGCUGAUGGAUUUCCAAAACUAUAUUCCACUGAAGGGCUUGCUGGCUUUUACAAGGGACUUCUUCCACUUUGGGGUAGAAAUCUUCCAUUCUCUAUGAUAAUGUUCACAACAUUUGAGCACUCAGUGGACCUGAUAUAUCACAAAAUAAUUCAAAGUAGAAAAGAAGAUUGCUCAAGAGUACAACAGCUUGGUGUGACAUGUUUAGCAGGCUAUUCAGCUGGAGCUGUUGGUACCAUCAUUUCUAACCCUGCUGACAACAUUGUUUCCUCUCUUUACAACAAAAAGGCUGAUAGUAUUAUGCAGGCUGUGAAGAAUAUUGGGAUUGGUAAUUUGUUCACUAGAAGUCUCCCUGUUCGAAUUGCACUCGUUGGCCCUGUUGUUACAAUGCAAUGGUUCUUCUAUGACAGCAUUAAAGUGCUAAGUGGACUGCCUACAAGUGGGGGGCUGAGCAGGCAUAUUGAACAAGCUAAGGCAUCAUCUUAAACAACGGAAAAAGAGAAACAACUGCUCGACAAGAUCAUCUCUCUAGAUACCCAUAAAUUCCAUGGAAAAGAAUGCUAAUUUUGCAGCUGUCUUGAAGCUUAAAGCAUAUGAGUUACUUACUCGGGUCUCUCAAUUUUUUCGACUCUGAAUGCAAUAUAGUUUAUAAGUCAUAAAAGCUGCAUCUCAGUUAUGUUUUAGUUAUGAGAAUGCAGGCACAGAUUCAUAAGAAAUCAUACAUUUUUUUGGGUACAGAAGUAUGUUUUUAUUUUUUGUUGAUAGACGAGUACAGCAAUCACGAUAGGGAAGUUGAGCCUUUGAAAGUCACACACUUACCGCCUGUAUAUGUGUGAUACAAUUCUAUGCCAUGCUUGUUCAUACAUAAACUAAAUUUACCCAAAAAAUAGUUAAAAACACAAUGGUAAAGUUUGAGUGACUGGUUUUUUUAAAUUGCUGUGCCUUUUCUAGCAGAUGGGUAGGAAGUGUUCAUAGGUUGUGACUUAUGAACGGAACUCACGAAGUAAGCUCUGGAAUGACAGCCUUUGUGCCAGAAUUGUUGUGAAUUAUUAUUAUUAUUAUUAUUAUUAUUAUUUUGUGUGUGUGCGUGUGUGUGGAUUUACACAUGUAUAAUAUGAAAACCUCUACUUUAAAUUUAAAGAAAAAGUAACCACGUUCUACUUUCA